AUGGGUUCAUGUUGUAGUUGCUUGAAAGAUUCUUCAGACGAGGCCAGUGUCUCACCAAUUGCCGAAAAUGAAAGAGAAGCAGUGACCUUAUUGCUAGGGUAUUUGGAAGAUAAAGAUCAGUUGGACUUCUAUUCUGGGGGUCCACUGAAAGCCUUGACAACUUUGGUUUAUUCAGAUAAUCUAAAUUUACAAAGAAGUGCUGCUUUGGCAUUCGCAGAAAUUACCGAAAAAUAUGUCCGUCAAGUUUCUAGAGAAGUGUUGGAACCCAUCUUAAUAUUAUUACAAAGCCAAGACCCGCAAAUUCAAGUGGCCGCUUGUGCAGCCCUGGGCAAUUUGGCCGUAAAUAAUGAAAAUAAAUUGUUGAUAGUGGAAAUGGGUGGCUUAGAACCAUUGAUAAAUCAAAUGAUGGGUGACAACGUGGAAGUUCAAUGUAAUGCUGUUGGAUGCAUUACCAAUUUGGCUACAAGAGAUGACAAUAAACACAAGAUCGCUACUUCCGGCGCUCUAAUCCCAUUAACGAAAUUGGCCAAAUCCAAACAUAUUAGAGUUCAAAGGAAUGCCACAGGCGCAUUAUUAAAUAUGACCCAUUCCGAGGAAAAUAGAAAGGAAUUGGUUAACGCUGGUGCUGUGCCUGUAUUGGUAUCUUUACUGUCGUCUACAGAUCCUGAUGUUCAGUAUUAUUGUACCACUGCUUUAUCGAAUAUAGCAGUAGACGAGUCCAAUCGCAAGAAACUGGCUCAAACUGAGCCAAGAUUAGUCUCCAAACUGGUGAGCCUGAUGGAUUCUCCAUCUUCUAGAGUAAAGUGUCAAGCUACUUUGGCAUUGAGAAACCUAGCAUCAGAUACAAGUUAUCAAUUAGAAAUUGUAAGAGCAGGAGGUUUGCCUCAUUUGGUGAAAUUGAUUCAAAGUGAUUCUAUACCACUGGUAUUGGCUAGUGUAGCAUGCAUUAGAAAUAUUUCCAUUCAUCCAUUAAAUGAGGGUUUGAUUGUUGAUGCCGGUUUCUUGAAACCGCUGGUGAAAUUACUAGACUACAAAGAUUCUGAAGAGAUCCAAUGUCACGCCGUAUCUACUUUGAGAAAUCUGGCAGCAUCAUCUGAAAAAAACAGAAAGGAGUUUUUCGAAAGCGGUGCCGUAGAAAAAUGUAAGGAAUUAGCUCUGGAUUCACCCGUUAGCGUUCAAAGUGAAAUUUCUGCAUGUUUUGCCAUUUUGGCCUUGGCAGAUGUCUCCAAAUUAGAUUUACUAGACGCAAAUAUUUUAGAUGCCUUAAUUCCCAUGACUUUUUCCCAAAAUCAAGAAGUUUCUGGUAAUGCCGCUGCUGCCUUGGCAAAUCUAUGCUCAAGGGUGAACAAUUACACAAAGAUUAUUGAAGCAUGGGAUCGUCCGAAUGAAGGCAUUCGUGGAUUUUUGAUUAGAUUUUUGAAAAGUGAUUAUGCUACAUUUGAACACAUUGCGCUAUGGACAAUUUUACAGUUGCUAGAGAGCCAUAACGAUAAAGUCGAAAAUUUAGUCAAGAAUGAUGAUGACAUUAUUAAUGGAGUUAGGAAAAUGGCAGAUGCAACUUUCGAACGUUUACAGAGAUCAGGAAUCGAUGUUAAAAAUCCGGGAAAUAAUAGCAACUCAAACUCAAAUGAUAACAACAGUAACAACAACGAUGCAGGAUCUGAACAUCAACCUGUGGAGGACGCAAGCUUGGAAUUGUACAAUAUUACUCAACAAAUUUUACAAUUUUUACAUUGA
Molecule: messenger RNA, 1737 nt
Organism: Saccharomyces kudriavzevii IFO 1802
Lineage: Eukaryota; Fungi; Ascomycota; Saccharomycetes; Saccharomycetales; Saccharomycetaceae
Gene: VAC8
Product: protein anchor VAC8
Exons: 1
Coding region: 1-1737 (578 amino acids)
Biological process (GO): nucleus-vacuole junction assembly; vacuole inheritance
Cellular component (GO): fungal-type vacuole membrane
Molecular function (GO): protein-membrane adaptor activity; protein binding
Source: RefSeq, a predicted model, not a curated record